Fusarium mangiferae is the source of this 1962-nucleotide messenger RNA. RefSeq lists its product as uncharacterized. The record is from RefSeq and is a predicted model, not a curated record. NCBI's taxonomy places the organism in Eukaryota, Fungi, Ascomycota, Sordariomycetes, Hypocreales, Nectriaceae. Gene Ontology annotation, biological process: DNA-templated transcription. Bases 1 to 1962 code for a protein of 653 amino acids. The transcript is spliced from 3 exons. Gene Ontology annotation, molecular function: DNA binding; zinc ion binding.
AUGUCGGGUAGCAGCAAUGCCGUCGUUGGGCUUGAGGGUCGUAUUGACCGGCUGGAGAAGAGCAUGUCUGAUAUACAAGCUACCUUAGCAAGACUGGACUCCAGGACUGGGGAAGCUCUGUUAUAUACACCAGCUUCCCGGGAUUUGCAAGACCCCGUAUCCCUGGAUUUCUUAACGCAUGCCUAUGGCUCUACCUCGUCGACGCCAAACUCAUCGCAACCUCGAGGUACUACUCUGCAGCCAGGACACUUUCGCCUUCUUCACCGGGCAGACGGGACUCAUCAAUAUGUUGGAUCUACUUCCCUAGAUUCGUUAAUCAAUAACUUGACUCACGCUAUUCUGGUUCCAUCAUGUCAAACUCCCAGUCAACAAAUCACCACUAGGAACGAACUUAUAGUAGCCAAGGAAAGGCUAUUCCAAAUUGUGAGUGAAGCCGAGCUUCUUCCUUCACUAAAAAAUUCGUCACCACCUACAACGCCUCCCCUAGGCAUUCUCCAGCCAAUGAUUGAUCCAUACUUCGACAACAUCAACCGCCACAUGCCAAUAUGGUCACGAGAUCGCUUCCAGGACUUUAUCGCCGACAUGCAACUAACAUCGCCCGAAGAUCAACCGCAUGCAGUUCAUGUAAUUUUCUGUAACAGUCUAGCCAUUCUUAUACUCACUGCAAAGCUGGCAUCAUCGUCGAGAAGUUCUGGAUCAGACUGGAGCUCUAUUGACCUGGAUCUUGUCAAAUACUUUCUCUCAAACGCAACAUGGGCUGUUCACAAUCUCCAGGAGCUCAUGACCCAGCGUCUAAGUAACAUACAAGCGCUUCUAUCUUUGCAUUUGGUUGCACAAAUCCACUGGGGCUCAGAACGUGCUAGCCUGUUUCUCACCUUGGCUGCUGCAGGCGCUAAGCCACUUGGACUGUAUCAGUCGGAGUCAUUCCAGGGUUACACACACGACGAGAUGCAAGAAAGAAAAACCCUAUUUCUCUGCUUGUAUAUACUUGAUAAAACGAGAUGUUGGACCGACGGUCAGCCUCCACAAGUACCUUUGUGGCAUCCUGAAGUCCUGCUAUCUCGUUCAGGUAUUGAUCUAGGCUUACUUGCUCGUGCCAGGCUCAGUCACAUAGAGGAAACAAUGUUCCUACAGCUUUACUCUGAUGUUUCUGGAGAUCAGCCAAGCAGCCAGGUCGAUCAGAUAGUUUCUAAUCUGACACAAAGGCUCCAGCGAUUCUCAGAAGAGUGCAGACUUGGUGAUCGUGAGGAUUACCAAGACAUGAGCUUCGCCAAAGCCGAACUAAGACUUGUUGUGUGUGCACUGCAAGUUCUUUUGUAUUGGAGAAUUGAUAAAGAAGACGCAAUGGUGGCUAGUUCAUCAAAAUGCUUGUCUCUGUUCAUAGAUCUCUGGAGGCAAAACACAGAGCCUGGCAAUCACUUGACAGUUAUCCGAAUUCUUAUCGGGUAUGCCUCUGUGAGCUUUAUUAAACUAUGCUCUUUCAUCAUACUGAAGCGGACGGGAAAAGCAAUUGACUCUGUCAUUGAGCUCAUGACAUCGUUUAUUGAUGUACUACGAUCUAUUUCUAGGGUCACAGAAACCAAUAUCGCCAUAAAGAAACUUAUGGAGGUUGGAGAAAUUGUCUUGACCCUUUGUUCCAACCGACCCAGUCCUGGAGCGUGGACCGAAACCUUUCAGUCAGAUUCCUUCAUUCCGCCUCAAGGUUCACAACUUCACAUGAGCCCACCAUGUACUAAUGUAAAUCCUGUCUCUCAAACCUUUGCAUCAGUAUCAGCGGGAAGUACAAUUUCCAGCUCAUCCGGUACACAAUACACUUAUGCUUUCGAGAGCUCUCCAACAACUCUUGCCUUGCUGGGUUCGGAGAUGAGUGGGCGCACAACUACCAAUUUGAACUUCGAUUUUGCAGAUUUGGACUUCCAGCAAUGGGCUUUGGGGUUACUGGACGAUGGAAGCCACAGUUAA